AUGUCGAGCAUUGAGUGGAUCGAUGGGCCAAUGCUGGUUGGCGUGUUUUUCAACUGUAUUUUAUUCGGAGUCAUGGUCAUGCAAGUUGGUUCAUCACGAUACCAACUUAAGGCGUUCAUGUACUUCCAGACCUACAAAGCAGACCAAACUUGGAUCCGCUGGUUUGUUUUUUACCUGAUCAUUGCUGAGACAGUAAACACGUGUUGUGAUAUGUAUCUCAUCUACCAGCCUCUCGUUCAAGAGUACAAUACCUCUGCUGCUGUAACGUACUUCCCCAUGACUCCCAUUGUUACCGUUUGCGUAUCAACCCCUGUUCAAAUAUUCACAGCUUGGCGCAUCAGCGUGGUCUCCCAAAGGAAAAUAAUGGCCAUCAUAAUCAGCCUUUGUGCGUUACUCUCAUUUGUGGGCGCUUUCUGGGUGGGAGUGGAAGUUGUAACCUUCAAACUCUUUUCCCAAAAGGCGUCAUUCCGAUUCAAUCUUCCUGCGGUGAUAUGGUUUACAGCCUCUGUAGCAGCUGACUUGUUGAUUACGGUAACCCUGGUACUCAGUCUGUCGGCACGGAGGACUGGAUACAUGUUUACAAACGUAUCCAUCAAUCGGAUUAUCCGUAUGACAAUCCAGACGGGUCUCACAACCCUGCUUUUCGCGAUCGCCGAUCUGCUCUCAUUCACCAUAUCUCCACAAACAGCAGAAAACUUCGUCUGGGACUUUUCAAUUUCAAAGCUAUACACGAAUGCCCUACUAAGUACACUCAAUGCACGUGUUGGCUGGGGCAAUCUGACCUCAGGCGAUCGUGACCCAGAAAACGUGUUAUUUGGCGACUCGACAACGCAAACAGGGUCGUAUCCUUCCAGAAAUUCCACGAGUAAUGCGGGGGCACGCCGAAGGAAUAUUACCACUAGCACUGCUUCAGAAACUGUGGGCUCUUACGAGCUGCAACCGUCCAGUUUCAGGGGAGAUGUCCACAUCAAUAUCGUAAAGCAUACUAUCAGCGAUUACACUCCUGAACUUCACGACAAUGCGGUACAGGGCUACACCCAAUGA
This is a messenger RNA of Serpula lacrymans var. lacrymans S7.9, 1044 nucleotides long. RefSeq lists its product as uncharacterized. The transcript has 15 exons. NCBI's taxonomy places the organism in Eukaryota, Fungi, Basidiomycota, Agaricomycetes, Boletales, Serpulaceae. The record is from RefSeq and is a predicted model, not a curated record. Bases 1 to 1044 code for a protein of 347 amino acids.